CUUGGCAAUAACAAUUCUCUUUGCAUAUCAAUGACAACUCCAAACCACACAUACAACAAAAUAUUUUCAUUUCAAGCACAAUGUAUUUAGCUAGAGCGGAUCUCCUUCGGAAAACGAAGGUGCAACACUAAAUCUUUUUAUGGCUGAAGCAUGGGCGAGGAGAAUCUUCCGGAGAAACCAGUGGAGAAACCAGUCAAACACAUUCCUGGAUAUAUUAGCUUCUUUAUUGGUGGAGGAGCAGGGUAAGAAUACUAGCAAGAUGCGUGGUGCACCCAGCAGAUUUGGUGAAGACUCGUAUGCAAUUGGAGCCUAAAAUCGCAGGGGAUGGAGGGUUGAAGAGCUUGAUCAUACGAAUAGUAGCCAAGGAUGGGGUGUUUGGUCUUUACGCCGGUAUUUCGGCGGCUCUCUUCCGACAGGCGACCUACACUACAGCUAGAUUCGGCAUCUUCAAUUUGAUGUUUGAUUAUUAUAGGGAUAAAUAUGGCAUGCCAGGCUUUGGCACGAAGUUGGCCCUAGGUCUGAUCUCCGGAGGUCUUAGCGCCUUCGUGGGCAAUCCUGGGGAGGUGGUGCUCGUCAGGAUGACGGCUGACGGCCAGUUACCACCAGACCAGAGGAGGAACUACACGAAUGUCAUCGACGCUAUCAGCAGGAUGAUAAGAGAAGAAGGCGUGUCGGCUCUGUGGCGUGGUACGAUGUCCACCGUGGUCAGGGCUAUGAUCGUGAAUGCAUCACAACUUAGCACUUAUGUACAGGCCAGGGAAAUGCUGCAACCGAAAAUAGGCGAGGGCUUGCUGCUUCACGUGCUGGCGUCCAUGGUGGCUGGCCUCGUCUCCAGCGUCGCCUCGCUGCCCAUCGACAUCGUCAAAACGAGAGUGCAAAACGCAAGAGAAGGGACAAGUGAAUGGUCAAUUUUCUUGAAUAUCAUCAAGUAUGAGGGUCCCCUGGCGCUGUGGCACGGCUUCAUACCGACUUUCGCCAAAAUCGCCCCCCACACUGUCCUCACCUUCGUGUUCUUUGAGAAGCUGGUCACCCUUUACCACAUGAUGGACUCCAGAACAGCAAAACGAUAAAUUCUCAUUAGUGAAGACAACUCUUAAGUUAUUUUAUCUGUAACUCGCUGUCUUGAAGGUGAACGCGAUAUGACUCAUGCGACGCAAAGCGAUAUUAUCGAAAAGUCGUUGUUUUUUAAACAGACGCGACGAAAAUAUUGGUCUCAGUGCGUCGCAUAGUAUUGCAACAUUUAUCAGCAAGCUCGCUUAAGACAAAAGGUAAUCUACUAUAUUUAGUAAUAGUCUAAUCCAUGUGUGUCCUUCAUUUUGGCGUUGUGUCCUAGAAUGCUGUUUUAUCCUACUAUGGCCGAAUUGAUUAUGCUGUUUUAAUCUAUAGUUUUGCCGAGCAAACGGACGCUAAGAAAUCUCUAUACCUAUUUAGCACUAAAAUGCUAAAAGGAGCAUGUUGUUUGCAGUCGUUGGCCAAGUGACGGGCACAGGCGAUCCCACUUUGUCGUAUCGGCUAAACUAAGCAAGUGGAGGCUGGAUAGCGAUGUACAGUGUGACAACACAGGCUGUUCCAUAAGAAUAUAAGUCGUGGACUACAGCGAAAUCUUUAAUAUUCCCAGUUCCACUUAAAUAUUGCCACAAAUAAAUGUCGUCACGACAUUGAACGCCUUUAAAUUUUUAUUAUUGAACCGUAUUUUUAAAACUGUGAAACUAUAUGUUUUUACAAUACAGACUGUACUAACACAGUCUAG
Plodia interpunctella (Indianmeal moth) is the source of this 1750-nucleotide messenger RNA. RefSeq names its product mitochondrial 2-oxoglutarate/malate carrier protein-like. Gene Ontology annotation, molecular function: transmembrane transporter activity. NCBI's taxonomy places the organism in Eukaryota, Metazoa, Arthropoda, Insecta, Lepidoptera, Pyralidae. The coding region runs from base 297 to 1070 and encodes 257 amino acids. The record is from RefSeq and is a predicted model, not a curated record. The transcript has 6 exons.